AGUUAUAUUGAAUUAUUGUUUGUAUGAUUACUUCGUGUCUGCAGGUGGAAAGGUGGAAUAGGAGGGAUAAGGAGGAAUAGAACUCCUGCCUGUGUUAAGGGAUCGGAGGGAAUAAGGAGGUGGAAUAAUGGAUCUCAGAGAGGGGACUAACGACAUAGAGAGCAUGGAGGGACUGGGAAUGGAUGUAGAGAGGAACGGGUCGGGGUUUGAGGACGAGAAGGAGGCCGGGAUGAGGCAGCCGCUGCUGCUGAGGAAGAGGACCAUGAAUACAACCUCACAGAUUGCGAUAGUUGGUGCCAACGUUUGCCCCAUUGAAAGCUUGGAUUAUGAAAUUGUGGAGAAUGAUCUUUUUAAGCAAGACUGGAGAUCAAGGAAAAAGGUUCAGAUAUUUCAAUACAUUGUCCUCAAGUGGACUCUUGCACUUCUUAUAGGCUUGGCAACUGGACUAGUUGGCUUCUUCAACAACCUUGCAGUUGAGAAUAUUGCCGGAUUCAAAUUGUUGCUAACUAGUGAUCUUAUGCUUAAGGAUAGGUUCUUUGCAGCAUUUUUGGCAUAUUCUGGUUGCAAUUUAGUAUUGGCAGCAGCUGCUGCAGCCAUCUGUGCUUACAUUGCACCUGCAGCUGCCGGGUCUGGCAUACCUGAAGUGAAGGCAUAUCUCAAUGGAAUUGAUGCUCAUUCUAUAUUAGCUCCGAGUACGCUCUUUGUAAAGAUAUUUGGUUCAGUUCUUGGAGUUUCUGCUGGAUUUGUUUUGGGCAAGGAAGGGCCUAUGGUACAUACAGGAGCAUGCAUUGCCAACUUACUUGGUCAGGGUGGGUCCCGCAAGUACCACCUGACAUGGACAUGGCUCAGGUAUUUUAAGAAUGACAGGGAUCGCCGAGAUUUGAUCACCUGCGGGGCUGCAGCUGGAGUGGCAGCUGCCUUCCGAGCACCUGUAGGUGGUGUCCUCUUUGCCCUUGAAGAAGCAGCAUCUUGGUGGCGAAGCGCUCUCCUGUGGAGGACAUUCUUCACAACAGCUGUUGUUGCUGUGGUAUUAAGAGCUUUCAUAGAAUACUGCCGUAGUGGAAAAUGUGGACUCUUCGGGGAAGGAGGACUAAUAAUGUUUGAUCUUAGUUCAACCAUCACUGCAUACAGUACUCCAGAUCUAGUAGUAAUUUUGGUCCUUGGAGUCAUUGGGGGUGUAUUUGGAGGCCUCUACAACUAUCUAUUGGACCGGAUCCUUCGCACCUACAGCAUCAUUAAUGAGAAAGGUGCUCCAUUCAAGAUACUUCUCACUAUCACCAUAUCCCUCCUCACCUCAUGCUGCUCCUAUGGACUCCCUUGGCUCGCCAGGUGCACUCCAUGUCCUGCGGAUCUUCAAGACCAAUGUCCCACCAUUGGCCGCUCAGGCAACUUUAAGAAUUUCCAGUGCCCCCCAGGUCACUACAAUGACCUUGCUUCCCUAUUUCUUAACACCAAUGAUGAUGCCAUCCGCAACCUAUUCAGUGGUAACACUGACAACGAGUUCCACAUGUCCACCCUUUUCAUCUUUUUCACUGCCAUUUAUUUCCUCGGCCUUGUAACCUAUGGAGUUGCUGUCCCUUCUGGUCUCUUUAUUCCUGUUAUACUUGCUGGUGCCUCCUAUGGCCGCAUUAUAGGGACUCUUCUGGGUCCCAUCUCUGACCUAGAUACUGGUCUCUUCGCCCUGCUUGGGGCUGCAUCUUUUCUUGGUGGAACUAUGAGAAUGACUGUCUCAGUAUGUGUUAUUCUUCUGGAGCUCACCAAUGAUCUUCUAAUGCUCCCCUUGGUCAUGCUUGUUCUUCUGAUAUCCAAAACGGUAGCUGAUAGUUUCAACCUAGGUGUCUAUGAUCAGAUUGUUAAGAUGAAAGGCUUGCCAUACAUGGAGGCUCAUGCAGAGCCCUACAUGAGGCACUUGGUCGCUGGAGAUGUGGUCUCAGGCCCGCUCAUCACUUUUGCUGGUGUGGAGAAGGUGGGGAACAUAGUGCAUGCAUUGAGGUUGACAGGCCAUAAUGGAUUUCCAGUGAUUGACGAGCCACCUUUCUCAGAUGCACCUGAGUUGUGUGGGCUUGUCUUGAGGUCUCAUCUGCUUGUGUUGUUAAAAGGGAAGAGGUUCACCAAAGAGAGGGUGAGAACUGGGGUGGGGGAGCUAUUACAAAGAUUUGGUGCUUUUGAUUUUGCCAAGCCUGGAUCAGGUAAAGGAAUGAAGUUUGAAGACUUGGAUAUCCAGGAGGAGGAAAUGGACAUGUACCUGGAUCUGCACCCGAUCACGAAUACAUCACCAUACACAGUGGUUGAGACAAUGUCACUGGCAAAAGCUGCAGUGCUUUUUCGGCAGCUUGGACUCAGGCACCUUUGUGUUGUGCCAAAGACACCAGGGAGGCCUCCCAUUGUUGGAAUUCUGACGCGGCAUGACUUCGUGCCAGAGCACAUUCUUGGAUUGUUCCCACAUUUCAACCCUCACAAGUAGCCCAAGGAUGCAUGGUGCAAGAUUCUCUUCCCUUGGUUUGUCGAAAUUGCUGUUAUUACUAUCAUACAUACAUAUCUUUAGUGUGAAUUUUACUGUCUCUUUAUUUUUCACCUUUUUCUUUUGAGGUGGAUGAAGGUCCAUUUGUGACCUCAAAAUCUGCUUGGAAGGAACUGAGUUUAAACAUCAAUUGUCAAAUAUGUUCCAUGUAACAUUUUGAUAUGUUCUAUAUUUUUUCAGGAGAACUAUAUUAGUUUGAUUGAUACAAGGGCUUUAAUAAUCUGCAGUCAAUUGUUUGG
Messenger RNA from Elaeis guineensis (African oil palm), 2760 nucleotides. The record is from RefSeq and is a predicted model, not a curated record. NCBI's taxonomy places the organism in Eukaryota, Viridiplantae, Streptophyta, Magnoliopsida, Arecales, Arecaceae.